AUGUCAUCGUCAACAACAACAACUACUACACCAACACCUACUAUACCAUCAAUCUUAGCAUAUAUACCACUGUUGACACCAACACCAACAACAACAACUACAUCAACCAUCACUAGUCUUACAACUAUAGCAGCCAUGAAUACAACAACACCAUCACCAACAACAACAAUGACAAUACCGACUAACAGCAGUACGGUUAGGGACGAAAAUCUGGCACUAAUAGAAGUGGCCACUUUGGGUACACUAUUUGUACUCAUAGUUUUCGGUAACUGUUGUGUACUGUUGGCUCUGGCCCUGAGGCCGAUGAAGAUGACCCGUAUGUACUACUAUUUGCUGCAUCUGUGCGUUUCGGACUUGAUUACCGGCUUUUUCACUGUACUACCGCAGCUGGCCUGGGAUAUAACCUAUCGGUUUAACGGCGGCAAUGUACUAUGCAAACUGGUCAAAUCGAUGCAAAUAUUGGGUCCGUAUCUAUCGUCCUAUGUGCUGGUAGUUACCGCUAUCGACCGCUAUCAGGCCAUUUGUUUUCCGCUGUCCAACUGUAGUUGGACACCACGGCGAUCCAAACUGAUGAUAGCCGGCGCCUGGUUGAUAUCCAUAAUAUUUUCGCUGCCCCAGGCAUUCAUAUUUUCCUAUCAGGAAAUACCGUUUACCGGGGCCGGCAGUUCAGGUGUCUACGACUGUUGGGGUACAUUCCCGCAGCCGUACGGCGAACGUAUAUACGUUACCUGGUAUGCCAUCAGUGUCUUCUUUGUUCCCCUGGUUGUCAUCAUUUUCACACACUAUUAUAUUUGUCGUGAAAUAUGGGUUAACGUUUCACUUAAACGUAAGAGUAGUCCGCGAGUCAAUACCGUUAACCGACUGUCCAGAGCCAAGAUCAAGACCGUCAAGAUUACUGUAGUGGUUAUACUAUGCUAUAUAGUAUGCUCGUCGCCGUUCAUAUUUGUCCAGCUCUGGGCCUAUUGGGUGCCCAGUGCCCAGCACUCGGCAUUUUGGACAGGUCCAAUACUAACAAUACUGAUGCUAUUGUCAUCGUUAAACAGUUUUGUUAAUCCAUUUAUCUAUUUGCUAUUCAAUCAAAAUUUGGGUAAAUCAUUGCUAAACUAUUGUUGUCGUAUAAAAUUUACGGACGAUUUUAUCAUCAAUAAGACUAAUGCAUCCGAAAUGAACAGCUAUUAUGUAAAUAAUGAUAGACAGGACAGUAGUGGUGGUGGUGUUGGCGGUGGAGGACAUCACCAGUUGGUUGAACAGCAAACUGUUGUCACCUCUAAUGGUAAACCAACUGUCCAUUUAUUAGCGCAUCAUAAUAAUAAUAAUCAUCAUAACCUAAAUGGACAAACAAUUGGUGCUAAUCGACGGACAACAAUUUCAAAGAUCGACAUCAGUGUGUGUUUUGACCAGUAG
Oppia nitens is the source of this 1404-nucleotide messenger RNA. RefSeq names its product oxytocin receptor-like. Gene Ontology annotation, biological process: G protein-coupled receptor signaling pathway. Lineage: Eukaryota; Metazoa; Arthropoda; Arachnida; Sarcoptiformes; Oppiidae. Gene Ontology annotation, molecular function: vasopressin receptor activity; peptide binding. Bases 1 to 1404 code for a protein of 467 amino acids. The transcript is spliced from 4 exons. The record is from RefSeq and is a predicted model, not a curated record. Gene Ontology annotation, cellular component: membrane.